Darwinula stevensoni is the source of this 687-nucleotide messenger RNA. Lineage: Eukaryota; Metazoa; Arthropoda; Ostracoda; Podocopida; Darwinulidae. The record is from the annotation of a GenBank genome assembly.
AAUGUUGCACGUGCCAUAUUUCUGACUAUAAAUACGGCCAAUUUCUGGCCCUUGAAGUCAGUGUUUCCUCAGGAAGCUAACAAGAGCCACGAUGAAGUUCCUCAUUGUUCUCUUCGCCCUCUUCGCCUCUGCCUUCGCCACCACCGUCCAAGAUUGCCAAGGUGGUCAAACUCCGAUCGGGAGACUGAUUCGGGUGGACAUUGAAGGUUGUCAAACGCCGCCUUGCAUCUUGCCACAAGGGUCGAUAGUAAAUUUCGAGAUCGAGUUCGAGACAGGUGAGGCAGGAGAGGAUCUGGAACCGGAAAUAGUGGCCAUUCUGGCCGGUAUCGAGAUCCCUUAUGAUGGCGUGCCCAAGGAGGCUUGCGAAGACCUCAUUCAAGGAGACUGUCCUUAUGCCAAGAAUGAAGUCUUGAUCUACUCUCAGGAAUUCGAGAUUCUCCCGAUCUUCCCUCCCGUUGAAGUCACGGUGAGGUGGGCCCUCAAGGAUGAGAUGAACAGGUGGCACAUGUGCUUCGAAGUGGAUAUAGAAGUCACUCUUCCCUGAUGUUGCAACACAGAAUGCCCAUAAAAUUCCUCGUCUUCUAAAGUCUCUGAAAGCGUUCUUCCUCCCAAACCUAUCACUCUUUGCAUCAAUAGUUGUGAAUUCUUCGAUGAAUGGAAAUAAAAUUCUUGAAAGAAAUCUUCACA